Messenger RNA from Amblyraja radiata (thorny skate), 3894 nucleotides. RefSeq names its product gap junction protein alpha 1b (gene gja1b). NCBI's taxonomy places the organism in Eukaryota, Metazoa, Chordata, Chondrichthyes, Rajiformes, Rajidae. The record is from RefSeq and is a predicted model, not a curated record. The coding region runs from base 404 to 1552 and encodes 382 amino acids. Gene Ontology annotation, cellular component: connexin complex. Gene Ontology annotation, molecular function: gap junction channel activity. The transcript is spliced from 2 exons. Gene Ontology annotation, biological process: heart development; cell communication by electrical coupling; cell-cell signaling.
UAAGGAAGCGACUUCCAACAGUGGAAUGUGCACUGUGGAAUUUACUGGCAUCGCCGGCCAUAUAGAAAGACUGGGGAUGUAGUUGACACAGACAGAGGUUACCAGUGCCAAUUCCGGGACUUGAGCAAGUGACAAGCAGCCGCUGGAACUUGGAAGUUUCAGGGAGCUCGUGACGUCAGUGUCAGAUGACUCAAAACUUUUUUUUUGAGCUAAAAGGGCUUUAAAUCGACCGGCACCCACCGCUCGGGCUGGAGUAAAGAUCCUCCUUCACCUAGAAGUGGACCAAAGCUCAAGGAUUCCAAUAUUUUGUUCCAAUAUUUUGUUGUUCGGUCAGUCUGAUCUAAUCAACUUCAACCAUCGUUGAGAGCUUCUUCCGAAACUUUGGUGCCAAAGCUAAAGCAAGAUGGGUGACUGGAGUGCCCUUGGGAAGCUAUUGGAUAAAGUACAGUCACAUAUGACUCCGGGAGGUAAAGUGUGGCUCACUGUGCUCUUCAUUUUCCGUCUCUUGGUGCUGGGCACUGCGGUGGAAUCAGCCUGGAGCGAUGAACAAUCUGCGUUCACAUGCAACACAUUGCAACCAGGUUGUGGUAAUGUCUGCUAUGACAAGUCCUUUCCUAUAUCCCACCUUCGAUUCUGGGUCCUUCAGUUUAUUUUUGUCUCCACACCGACUUUGGUCUACCUUGCCCACGUCUUUCGUAUCUCUCACAAAGAGAAGAAAAUAUCUAAGGAGGAAUCAUAUUUGAGGAUACUCCAAGAACGUGGCGAAGAUGUGGGUCUGCACUUGAAACAAAUAGAACUAAAGAAAAUUAAGUAUGGUCUGGAGGAGGAGGGCAGAAUUAAAAUUAAAGGAUCCCUCUUGCGCACUUAUUCUGUCAGUAUAAUCUUUAAAAUAAUUUUCGAAGUGUCUUUUAUAUUAACUCAAUGGUGCAUUUAUGAUUUCAAAUUCAUACUGAAUGCUAUUUACACCUGCGAGAGGUAUCCAUGCCCACACAAAGUAGACUGCUUCCUGUCACGACCCACAGAGAAGACCAUCUUUGUUAUAUUCAUGCUGGUGGUAUCCGUUGCGUCAGCUAUGCUAAAUGUGGCAGAGUUGUUCUACAUCGGCUUCAAAACUACAGCUGACCAUGUCAAACAGAAUAGGAAUUUAUUUCAAGACUCUCAAAAAACAGGCUUGAAUACUCUCAAAGACUCCUCUGCGUUGAAGUACGCCUAUUUCAAUGGGUGUUCCGCACCAACUGCACCCAUGUCCCCUCCUGGAUACAAGCUUGCUACCGGGGACAGGAAUAUGUCCUCUUGCCGAAGCUACAAUAAGCAGGCUAAUGAACAAAACUGGGCAAAUUACAGCACAGAACAAAACCGGAUCGGUCAGACCGGUAGCACCAUUUCCAACUGCCAUGCACAGGCGUUUGAUUUCCGUGGUGAACAGCCAACCAUGCAAAAGCUAUCAUCUGUUACAGAACUGGAACCAAUUGGUCUCACGGAACAGAGGCCUCCCAGUAGAGCCAGCAGUAGAGGAAGCAGCAGGCCUCGACCAGAUGACCUUGAGGUCUAACCCAGUCGGUUCAUUUAAGACACUGCCUCAUUUCUACAAUCUCGAGUAGAUACAUUAUUUGUCUGGAAAUGCUUCCCAGAUGUUGGUACUUAGUAGUUUUGAGUUAUACUCAUUACUAACUAACAAUUCGGUGGUAUUACCUUUUUAAAUAGGACCACGCUAAGACACAACAAAAAUUAUACUUCUGAUGAUAUUCACUCCAGUAAACUCAUUUAACAAAAGGCCAGCUGAAAAAAAUAUAAGAAAUUAUUACAAUGAUGUUAUGCAAUUUCUUGUCAUACUCCUGCACAUUGCCAAAGUAUUCCUUCUUAUUCCUUCAAAGAAUUUGACCUUGUACCAAUUGAUUUAAGCCAAGUAAUAAUAUUUCAAGACAUGAUCCUGCACUAUGAAGUUUUUCAUCAUUCUGAUUGAAAUAACUCUUUAGCAGCAACAGUAAAACACAAAUCUAUCCUGGGCAUCAAAAUAAUUUGAAAAGAAUACAUUGCAGAGUUUAUGAAUAUAGAUGGACACAAAGUGCUGGAGUAACUCAGCAGUUCAGGCAGCAGCUCUGGCGAACAUGGAUAGGUGACGUUUCAGGUUGGGAACCUUCUUCAGAUCUGUCUGCUGGUGUAUCUGCUGUCAGAAGAACUGUCACCUAUCCAUAUUCUCCAUUGCUGAGUUACACCAGCAUCUUGUAUCAUUUUAUGUAUUAACCAGAAUCUGCAGUUCUUUGUUUCUACAUUAUAAACAUUGUUGAUUUGUUCAUGUCAGAUGUCUCCCUGUGCACUUGAAAUUAUUUAACCAGAAAAUCAGUUUAGAUGUUCUUGAACAUAUUUCUUGACUAAUGAAUGUUUGGUAUUUGACCCUUUUUGUUAAAUUGUUCCACCAAUACCAUACCCAUUACUUCUUAUCAUACUUAUAAACAAAACACUGCUUCACUGAAUAAUGAAUAAUUUCAAGUGCAAUGAACACAAUGAAACCAAUUGGGAUAAUUUUGAAAGACAAAAUGUUUGUACAAUUAAUAUUCUACUUAUUAUUAUCACUGCAGUUUUAUAAUCUGAUCAUCAAACCAUUAAUUAUUUGGUUCAUACAUUCUUAAUUUAAAGCAGGAUGGCAAAAGUUAAAUACUCUGUGGGUGGGGGGUCAGGGGAAAGGAGGGGAGCAGAGUGGGGAAUUGCUGUGGAGAGGGCCUAUACUGAUGCAUUCCCAAGGAGCCUAUUUGACAAUCUGGUGUAUUUUUCUUAGAAUAUUUGUUCAAAUAUGGCAUGGCUAAUUUUAUUGUCUUAACUGUGUAACAUGAGUGUAUUUGUAUCCAGCGAGGAUACUGUGGUUUAUAUGAGAAAGGUAAGAAUGAUUGCUAUUUUGUGCUAAGCAAUAGUAACUUGAUUGUGUGAAAGAAAAUUAAGAACUAUUUAAUCAUUGCAGUGAUAGUGGUAACAGUACUUUUGAGAUGAAGUUAUCAGUAGUAUGAGAAACUUGUAGUCAAUGUGCUUAGUGCUGGACUAAUAUUUAGUCAUCAAGUAAUAAAGGUAUUCGCCAAUAUAGCAUCACAAAUAUCCACAUUCACCAAUACAUUUUAUUUGAUUCUUUUUUUAAAAUAUCACAUAAUAUAAUCUCACAAGCAAUUCUAAAACUACAGUUUCCAAGAAUUGACUUGGUCUUCAUGUAUCCAAGUUUUGUUUAUUACUUUAGCUAUAAUGGCGUUUGCACUGAAGUUUGAUACUUGCUCAGAAUGCACAUGGCACAGAAAGUUGUUACUAUUUGUCAAGUAGUGUGCAUGUAACUAAUUUAUUUUUUGCAAAGGUUCCAUAUCUCCUUUAAUAAUGUAUUUGGGAUUACUUUAGAGAAAAGCCUAUCCACAGAUGGAUCCAUCUUCAGUUCCAUUUAUGUUCUAUGGUCAUUGUUAAUUUCCCAAAUUUUGUGAUCAUUCCAUAAAUAACUGAGGGAUAUAAUCUGUGAUCACUGUCACAGGUGGAGUUGUUGUCUGAUAUCUAUUUCCAUUGUCUGUUGCAUCUCCAUGGGGAAAUUGUGGUGUGACUAGUCAACACUUUUUUGGGGGGUGGGGCAAAAUGCUAAUAUUCAUCCACAAAGAAAAUUACUUGAAACAGUGAUGUUCACUCUAGUCAUAAUUAUUGUAAAGUGCUUAUGUUUUUAAAAAAUGUAUAAUUUAACAUUCCAAGCUAAAUCAUUGACAAACAGCCCCACUUAUACUGAGAUCCUUAGAAUUAUUAUCACGUGAACAGUCUCCUGUUUAAUACAGUCUGAUAACUUAAACUUUAAAAUGGCAUUUUCCUUAAUGGUACCUUGUCAAUUUUGUUUCAUGAUUUCAAUGUUAAGGAUAUUAAAACUCUUCAGAAUCUUAA